Molecule: messenger RNA, 1893 nt
Organism: Lactuca virosa
Lineage: Eukaryota; Viridiplantae; Streptophyta; Magnoliopsida; Asterales; Asteraceae
Source: the annotation of a GenBank genome assembly
AUGUAUGGAAACGAGAAACAAGUAACCAUUUAUGUGACAACAGAGAAUAACCUCAGCUCCAGUAACCAUACUAACCAUUUGUGUGCCAACAGAGAUGAACCACACGAUGAGUAUGAUGUAGACAUUUUUCUUAGUGAAGAAAGCUAUCAUAGUCAUCUCAAUUCUGAUAAUGAAGACAAUCUAAUGAAUGAUGAUGGUGAAGUUCACUCAUUUAGUAAGAAUAGUAUAAGCAUGAAAGUCGGCUCAAAAUUUGAAAAUGUGGUUGAUUUUAGGAGAGCUUUGAACCACUUUGCAGUCAUAAAUGAGUUUAACUACUACAUUCAGAAAAGUGACCCGACACGAUUCAUAGCAAGGUGUGAAAACCUAGAGUGCGAGUGGAGAAUUCAUGCUUCUAUUACACAAGAUGAAGUUACCUUUGAAGUUAAUAAAAUGGUAGAAGUGCAUUCUUGCACUCAAAGCAACAAGGGUGGCAAUAAGUGUGCCACUCAAGGAUGGAUUGCUAAUGUAGUUACUGACAAGUUGAAAUCUGAUGAUGUCUCUCCAUAUAAGCUUAGAAAUUGGAUUAUGAAUACUUACAAUGUUGAUGUGCCAUACCUAAAAGUUUUUAGAGGGAAAGAGCAAGCUUAUACCGACAUGUAUGGUAAGUGGGAAGACUCUUUCAUGAAGAUGGAUGAAUUUAGAGAAGAACUAUUACGAAGGAACGAAGGAAGCAUUGUUAAAAUUGACUUUGACAUAGUUGGUGGAAAGAAACUUUUCAAAAGGUUUUUUAUUUGUUUAGUAGCUUGUCCUAGAGGGUUUGUUGUUGGUUGUCGUCCGUAUAUUGGUCUUGAUGCUUGUCAUUUAAAAGGAAAGUUCAAUGGUGUACUAGCCGCUUCAACUGGUAUUGACGGUACCAAUUCUAUCUUUCCAAUAGCAUAUUAUGUGCUUGAAUCAGAAAACACACAAUUAUGGACAUGGUUUCUUGACUCGCUCAAAAAAGCAAUUGGAACGCCAAAUGGUCUUAUUAUCUCGUCAGACAUGCAAAAAGGGUUAGAAGUAGCCAUGAUGAAUGUUUAUCCUAAUGUUGAGCAUAGAGAAUGUAUAAGGCACUUAUAUAGAAACUUCAAGAAACACUUUUGUGGUGACUUCAUUAACAAGAAACUAUGGGCUGCCACGAAAACCUAUCGUCCUACAAAGCAUGACAGAUUAUUGAAGGAAACUAGUGAUAAAAAUGAAGAUUUCAUUGCAUAUCUAAAUACCAACAAAAAAAAAUAUGGAGUAGAAGCAAGUUUGUUGCGCUAUAAACCCGUGCUUGAUCUCCUUGCUGCAAUUAGGGAAAAGAUUAUGAAACAGUUUGAUAAGAAAAGAAAUUUGGUGAAUAUAUGGAAUGGCACAUUAGUUCCUAUUGCUAAAAACCAUCUCAAUGACAUCGCUAAGUAUAAGGGAACACGUUGGGAGGUCAACCUAGAUGAAAGAAAGUGUAGUUGUCGGGUGUGGCAAGUUCAGGGCCGACCAUGUGUACAUGCAGCAGAUUUUAUUGCUUUUAUAAGGGAUGCUAACUGGGACAAAUAUGUUGAUCCCUAUUUUAAUAUAGAGAACUUUAAAGCUGCAUAUGCUUUUCAAAUUGCUCCAAUGUCCGGACAGGAUCAAUGGGCGCAAAAAAAUGAGGAGAAAAUAUAUCCACCUCUUAUCAAACGCCCCCCGGGACGACCAAGAAAAAAUAGAAUUAAAUCAUCAGAUGAGUCUAAAAGAAGACACAAGUGUCCGCGAUGCGGAGAGUGUGGACACCGUGAAAAGACAUGUAAAAAUCCAGCAUCUCAAAAUUCUGAUGGAAGUGAAACAUCCACAUCUAAAAGGAGACGUGAAAAGAAUACAAAAUCGCAGAGUGAUUUGGGAGUUUCGGGGUCUACAUGA